Molecule: messenger RNA, 1353 nt
Organism: Pogona vitticeps (central bearded dragon)
Lineage: Eukaryota; Metazoa; Chordata; Lepidosauria; Squamata; Agamidae
Gene: NEU3
Product: neuraminidase 3
Biological process (GO): ganglioside catabolic process; oligosaccharide catabolic process
Cellular component (GO): intracellular membrane-bounded organelle; membrane; cytoplasm
Molecular function (GO): exo-alpha-sialidase activity
Source: RefSeq, a predicted model, not a curated record
GCUUUGCAAUGCGCUGGACGGGACCAAAUCCUGCGGCAGCGGCGGCGGCGAUCGUAAAGGAUGGAGGCAGGAGGCGCAGGAGAAAUGGGAGAAGCUUGGAAUGGCACAGGGAAAGUGGUCCUUUUCCGCCAGGAGACACCAGGGGGGCUGACGUACCGCAUCCCAGCCCUCCUCUACCUGCCCUCCGAAUCCACCUUCCUGGCAUUUGCAGAGGAGCGAUCGUCACCCCGAGAUGAAGACGCCAAAUUCCUGGUGAUGAGACGCGGGCAGAAGGCUGGAAAAACGAUCAAGUGGGGUCCUAUGGCGCCUCUGGAGACGGCGACCUUGCCCGGCCACCGCACCAUGAACCCUUGCCCCGUGUACGAGAGGAACAGCCGCACCGUUUUCUUGUUCUUCAUCUGCGUCGAGAGCAGAGUCACGGAACAGCAGCAGAUCUCGAAAGGGGAAAACGCGGCUCGGUUGUGCUACAUCUUGAGCCGCAACGGUGGCCGCACGUGGAGUCCGGUGACCGACGUGACCGAGCGGGCAAUCACAGAUAAUUUGAGGAAAUGGGCCACCUUUGCCGUCGGGCCGGGCCACGGCUUGCAGCUCAGCUCCGGGCGGCUGGUGAUCCCAGCCUACGCCUACUUCAUCCACCGACGCUGUCUGGGGCGUUCGUUCCGCUGCUGGACCAAACCUCACUGUUUCACGUUCCACAGCGACGACGGCGGGAAGAACUGGACUCAAGGCCAGCUGCUCAAAACUUUCCAGACCUCCGAGUGCCAGGUGGCUGAACUGACCGGCCGAGAUAACCGCCCCGUCUUGUACUGUAACGCCCGCAGUCCGGACAGGUACCGGAUCGAGGCCUUCAGUACAGACGGCGGAGAUGGGUUUCUCGAAUCCUUCCUCUCCAAGCAGCUGUUUGAGCCUCCGAGCGGCUGCCAGGGCAGCGUGGUGAGUUUCUCUCCUCCGGCCGAAGCCAGCGCUCAGUCGAACGCGGCCUCCCUCAAGAGCGCCGCGUCGUGGCUGAUUUUCUCCCACCCCACCAACAGGCGCACGCGGACGGAUCUGGGCAUCUACUUGAACACGUCCCCCUUGGAUCCGGGGUCGUGGAAAGCCCCCUGGGUGCUGAACCCGGGGCCCAGCGGCUACUCGGACCUGGCCGUCUGCGGGGAAGGGAAAUCCCGGCUCUUUGGUUGCCUGUUUGAGUGCGGGCAGUCCCAUUCCUAUGAAGAAAUUGCUUUCCAGGUCUUCUCCGAGGCUGAGCUCCUGGCGGGGGCCCCAUGAAAGAGCCGCUGAUUUGGAGCUGCUUCUCUGUCUGAGUUACUGCUCUCACAAAUCCUGAAUGUUUCCCAUCUACUUCUUUAAGGCACA